This is a messenger RNA of Dicentrarchus labrax (European seabass), 2325 nucleotides long. It is a transcript of the gene chmp1a, whose product is annotated as charged multivesicular body protein 1A. NCBI's taxonomy places the organism in Eukaryota, Metazoa, Chordata, Actinopteri, Moronidae. The transcript has 7 exons. Bases 151 to 747 code for a protein of 198 amino acids. Gene Ontology annotation, biological process: endosome transport via multivesicular body sorting pathway; late endosome to vacuole transport; protein transport. The record is from RefSeq and is a predicted model, not a curated record. Gene Ontology annotation, cellular component: multivesicular body; ESCRT III complex.
GAACGAAGAAGAAUUUGGAUCACGUGACUGCUGUUGGACCAGGAAGUGCGGUAUCAGAUACACGGUUAGAUCAAAACAAAUCAAGACUAUCCUGUCGGGUAGCGGAAUAUUAUUUGUCCUGUGAUCACCUGGAAGCAUAUUCGUCUUGACAUGGAUGAAACACUCUUCCAGCUAAAGUUCACUUCCAAGCAGCUCGAGAGACUGGCCAAGAAGGCAGAGAAGGAGUCUGAAAAAGAGCAGGCCAAGGUCAAGAAGGCUUUGCAGCAGAAAAAUGUCGAAUGUGCCAGAGUUUAUGCAGAGAACGCCAUCCGGAAAAAAAAUGAGGGUCUUAAUUGGCUGCGCAUGGCGUCUCGAGUCGACGCGGUGGCCUCUAAAGUCCAGACUGCUGUCACCAUGAAGGCGGUGACCAAAAACAUGGGCCAGGUGACCAAGUCCCUGGACAAAGCUCUGAACUCCAUGGAUCUCCAAAAGGUCUCUGCAGUCAUGGAUAAGUUUGAAACUCAAGUCCAGAACCUUGAUGUCCACACCUCAGUGAUGGAGGACUCCAUGAGCUCGGCAAUGACGCUGACCACGCCUCAGGAGCAGGUGGACGACCUGAUCCACCAAAUAGCAGAGGAGAGCGGCCUGGAGGUGAUGGACAAGCUCAGCCAGCUGCCUGCAGGAGCUACCUCAGUGGGCGCGGAGAGCUCACGGAGCCAUGACAAGGAGGACCAGCUGUCCCGACGGUUGGCUGCUCUGCGGAACUGAUGCCUCCACCAGGAGAGGCGGCGGGGCUUGCAGCUGCGUGGAAGCAGACGAGCUUAACGACGGCGAAAGGAGCUGUGUGUGUUUCUAUUGAACUGUUCCUACCAGGAGGACUUAAUGAGCCUAUUGAUUACCCUGCUCUAUAAAUACACAAACACACACACACACACACACACAGGAUAGAAAAUACCACCUGAGAAGGCAUGAAUCUCUCUCUGGUUCACCUUCCCAUUUCUGUCUUCCCCUCUGAUUCCCCAUUGGAUCUCAUUUUACUUUCUCACUCACUCCCCCCCCCCUUCUCCUCCUUCUCCUCCUUAUCCUCCUGUGGCUAUACUCAGUUCUCAGAUCACACGCUUUUGGAUGUAUGCUUUGUACAAAAACCCAUUUUACAAACUGUAUAAUGUACAAUGAUGAAAAAAGUUUUAAUAAGCGGUCAUAGUGAUUAUAAGGGAGUCCAUGGCUCUCAUAAGGUGCAGGGUGGGUUAAAAAUGUAUCUACAUGUUGUUUGUAAUUUUUUUGGGGCUUUAUUCUGUUGGUGGAAGGAGACAAAGAAAUAUCAGUUGUUGCACUUGUGUUUGACAGAAGUUAACAAUCUCCUUCCCUCAUCAGAUUCAUCCAAGUAACACCUGUUCAUGACAUUGUUAUAACACUAUACAACGAAGGACAAUCCUCAAACCUCUUGUUUCUCAGUGUCAAAACAUCUUUUUAUGUUCUAUUUUUAUUUUUCUUAAGAUUUAUUGUUGAUUAUUCAGAAUAUUUGCUUUGAUGCCUUAUUUGGGAUGCAGGUGCUUGCAUAGGUGCUCCCCCCUACACCCCCCUGCCCCGCCAGUGCCUGGAGGACAGUAGUUUAGAAAGCAAACCGCAGCAAAACCUGACAGACAUAGGUCGGAACGAGGAAUUUUCCGUUCCUCUUCCCGCCAGGCGAGCCUGAGAUAUUUUUUUCCCCCGGUCUUAGCCAGCUUCACUUCAACACCGACUGUGAUGAGCAUGAGCUCCGGUUGCCUGAUCUCUUCUUGGUGUCUGUGGUGUUUGAUUAAAGCUCACCCCCAGCAAUGCUGAAACCUCACUCAGAUAUUUUUGGAUCUUCUCUGUCUCAAAAUAAAGUCCCCACCUGCCUCGGUCCCAUCCCAAACAGUUUUCGGGAGAAGAUGUCAGUUAUGAGCGGGGAUGUAAAUGCUGGAUUUUAUUUAUUUUUCUUCUUAGACAUGAGUCACUUGCUACUCCUAAUUUGCCUUGUAACACCUAUUUUCUUGAAAAGUUAAUGUUUCAGGUAAAUGCAGGAGAUUUGCUAGCAUCAAGAGCAGGUGAUGUUUAAAGAAAGGACAAUAAAAUGUACAAUGGCUAGACAAGAGUUACUCUCUUGCUUUUUAGCUCUGUUCUCUGUUAAGUGCUUUGACCAGUUUCAACAUCAGUGAGAGAGCGGGCAGGCUGAAGCCACACCUCCACCUAUGACAAAGCAGCUUCACUCUGACAGUGUUUUCAGUUUGUUGUCCAUGUUAACACAGGGGGGUUAUUUAUACAGCAUUUGCAGCACUUUUGUUUUGUAUAUUAAUCUUGUGAAAAUAAAAUCUUGCCCUCCUA